ACCAUGAAUCGGCAAAACUUCAUCGGAAGAUCGCAUCUCUUGUCUACGAAUCGUUGUCGGCUUUUUCGAGCAGAAAGAAGUAGUUGAGCUGAAUUUUAGGAAAAUCUGAGCUUCCCAUGGCGACACAGACGAGACCCAGUUCUGUAAAGAGCGAGUCACGCGAUGGGUCAUCUUCUCUUGCUUCCAGAGUCAAGAUCGAUCCGUCUUUUAAGGACAAAAAGAAGAUCGCGAGCUCUAGCAGACCGAUUAUGUCGGAUACCAAACCCAGAUCCGCUGUAUCUACCGUCACGGCCAAAUCCGAGGCAAAGCCCAAAAUACCCGUAAAUUCGGUAAAAUCCACAGCAACAACAUCUGCAGCAGCGACCUUGGCGAAAGGUAAAGCGAAAAGGGAGAAGAAGGUUUAUCCCUUACCCGGACAGAAAUAUGAUCCUCCUGAAGAGAGAGAGCCCUUGAGAAUAUUCUAUGAAUCAUUGUCGAAACAAAUACCAGGGAGCGAAAUGGCUGAGUUCUGGCUAAUGGAACACGGCAUGUUGUCUCCGGAGAAGGCGAAGCGAGCCCAUGAGAAAAAGCUAAGAAAGAUGAAGCAAAUCCGGAUGGGAACACCUUCUAAACCGACUCCAUCAUAUUCUAGUAAACCGGAGAGUUCUCAAAGACCAUCUACGUCAAAGAACAUCGGUUUAGAUGCGAGAAAGAAGAAGAAAGUUGUCGAUGAUGAUGACGAUGAUGAUAAUUUCAUCCUAAGCCACAAGAGAAGGAAAGUGUAAACCGUUAAAAAAAAAAUAUUAAAAACGCAUUCGUUACUUUGGAAAAAUAUCCAAUAAUGGAUGUGAUCAAGAA
Messenger RNA from Eutrema salsugineum, 837 nucleotides. RefSeq lists its product as uncharacterized. The transcript is spliced from 4 exons. NCBI's taxonomy places the organism in Eukaryota, Viridiplantae, Streptophyta, Magnoliopsida, Brassicales, Brassicaceae. Bases 117 to 764 code for a protein of 215 amino acids. The record is from RefSeq and is a predicted model, not a curated record.